GCCCGCGACGGCGCUGCGUCACGGGCUUUCGGGCGCUUUGCUCUUAGACACGGCGACUGCUGCGGGGCCGACCGCUGGCCUCCGGCUCCAGUGGAGCCAGGUCGGCGGCGCGAUGAGGCGCAGCAAGGCCGACGUGGAGCGGUACAUCGCUUCGGUGCAGGGCUCCGCCCCGUCGCCUCGAGAGAAGUCAAUGAAAGGAUUUUAUUUUGCGAAGCUAUAUUAUGAAGCUAAAGAAUAUGAUCUCGCUAAAAAAUACAUAUCUGCAUAUAUUAAUGUGCAAGAGAGGGAUCCCAAAGCUCACAGAUUUCUGGGUCUUCUUUAUGAAGUGGAGGAAAACAUAGACAAAGCUGUUGAAUGUUACAAGCGUUCGGUGGAAUUAAACCCAACACAAAAAGAUCUAGUGUUGAAGAUAGCAGAAUUGCUUUGUAAAAAUGAUGUUACUGAUGGACGAGCAAAAUAUUGGGUUGAAAGAGCAGCUAAACUUUUUCCAGGAAGUCCAGCAAUUUAUAAACUAAAGGAACAGCUUUUAGACUGUAAAGGUGAAGAUGGAUGGAAUAAACUUUUUGACUUGAUUCAGUCAGAACUUUAUGCAAGGCCUGAUGAUGUCCAUGUGAACAUCCGACUAGUGGAGCUGUAUCGCUCAAAUAAAAGAUUGAAAGAUGCUGUGGCCCACUGUCAUGAGGCAGAGAGGAACGUAGCUUUGCGCUCAAGUUUAGAAUGGAAUUUGUGUGUUGUACAGACCCUUAAGGAAUAUCUGGAAUCUUUACAGUGUUUGGAGUCUGAUAAAAGUGACUGGCGAGCAACCAAUAAAGACUUACUUCUGGCCUAUGCUAACCUUAUGUUUCUUACACUUUCCAGUAGAGAUGUGCAGGAAAGCAGAGAAUUACUGGAAAGUUUUGAUAGUGCUCUUCAGUCUGUGAAAUCUUCUGUGGGUGGAAAUGAUGAACUGUCAGCUGCUUUCUUAGAAAUGAAAGGACAUUUCUACAUGCAUGCUGGUUCUCUGCUUUUGAAGAUGGGUCAGCAUAGUGAUGUACAGUGGCGAGCUCUCUCUGAGCUGGCUGCAUUGUGCUAUCUCAUAGCAUUUCAGGUUCCAAGACCAAAGAUUAAAUUAAUAAAAGGAGAAGCUGGACAAAAUCUGCUGGAAAUGAUGGCCUAUGAUCGUCUGAGCCAAUCAGGACACAUGUUGCUAAACUUAAGUCGUGGCAAGGAAGAUUUUUUAAAGGAGGUUGUGGAAUCUUUUGCCAAUAAAAGUGGGCAGUCUACUUUAUAUGAUGCUCUAUUUUCUAGUCAGUCACCUAAGGAUAAAUCUUUCCUUGGUGGUGAUGAUAUUGGAAACAUUGCUCUACAAGCACCAGAGCCUGAUGAUUUGGCUAGAUAUGAUGUUGGUGCCAUUCGAGCUCAUAAUGGUAGUCUUCAACACCUUACUUGGCUUGGCUUACAGUGGAAUUCAUUGCCUACCUUACCUGCAAUUCGAAAAUGGCUAAAACAGCUUUUUCAUCAUUUGCCCCAGGAAACCUCAAGGCUUGAAACAAAUGCACCUGAAUCAAUAUGUAUUUUAGAUCUUGAAGUAUUUUUACUUGGAGUGAUAUACACCAGCCACUUACAAUUAAAGGAGAAAUGUAAUUGUCACUACAGCGCCUAUCAGCCACUAUGCUUACCACUUCCUGUGUGUAAACAGCUUUGUACAGAUAGACAGAAAACUUGGUGGGAUGCAGUUUGUAAUCUAAUUCACAGAAAAGCAAUACCUGGAACCUCAGCAAAAUUGCGACUUCUAGUUCAGCAUGAAAUAAACACUCUAAGAGGUCAGGAAAAACAUGGCCUUCAACCUGCUCUGCUUGUACAUUGGGCAAAAUGCCUUCAGAAAACGGGCAGCGGUCUUAAUUCUUUUUAUGAUCAACGGGAAUACAUAGGCAGAAGUGUUCAUUAUUGGAAAAAAGUUUUACCAUUAUUGAAGAUGAUUAAAAAGAAGAGCAAUAUUCCUGAACCUACUGAUCCUCUGUUUAAACAUUUUCAUAGUGCAGACAUUCAGGCAUCUGAAAUUGAUGAAUACGAAGAAGAGGCACAUAUAACUUUUGCUAUAUUGGAUGCAGUUAAUGGAAAUAUAGAAGAUGCUAUGACUGCUUUUGAAUCUAUAAAAAAUGUUGUUUCUUACUGGAAUCUUGCAGUGAUUUUUCACAGGAAGGCAGAAGACAUUGGAAAUGAUGCCCUUUCUCCUGAAGAACAAGAAGAGUGCAAAAAUUAUUUGAGAAGGACCAGGGACUACCUACUAAAGAUUAUAGAUGACAGUGAUUCACAUCUUUCAGUGGUCAAGAAAUAUUCUCCCAAAACACCACCUCGAUGGGCAGAAGAUCAGAAUUCUUUACUGAAAUUGAUUUGCCAACAAGUAGAGGCCAUUAAGAAAGAAAUGCAGGAAUUGAAACUAAAUAGCAGUAACUCAGCAUCCCCUCAUCGUUGGCCCACAGAGAAUUAUGGACCAGAUGCAGUGCCUGAUGGAUAUCAGGGAUCACAGACUUUUCAUGGGGCUCCACUAACAGUUGCAACUACUGGCCCUUCAUAUUAUAGUCAGUCACCAGCAUAUAAUUCCCAGUAUCUUCUCAGACCAGCAGCUAAUGUUACUCCCACAAAGGGUCCAGUGUAUGGAAUGAAUAGGCUUCCACCCCAACAGCAUAUUUAUACCUAUUCACAACAGAUGCACACACCACCAGUGCAAAGCUCAUCUGCUUGUAUGUUCUCUCAGGAGAUGUAUGGUCCUCCUACAUUGCGUUUUGAGUCCCCUGCAACAGGAAUUCUGUCACCCAGGGGCGAUGAUUACUUUAAUUACAAUGUUCAACAGACAAGCACAAAUCCACCUUUGCCAGAACCAGGGUAUUUCACAAAACCUCCAGUUGCAGCUCAUGCUUCGAGAUCUGCAGAAUCUAAGGUUAUGGAAUUUGGAAAACCUAAUUUUGUUCAGCCCAUGCCAGCCGAAGGAAUAAGGCCAUCUUUGACAACACCAGCACAUACAACACAGCCACCUCCUUUUAAAUUUAACUCAAAUUUCAAAUCAAAUGAUGGUGACUUCACAUUUUCCUCACCACAGGUAGUGACACAUCCCUCUUCUGCAGCUUUCAGUAACAAUGAAUGCCUUUUAGGUCUCCUGACUUCAGAUAAACCUUUGCAAGGAGAUGGCUAUAGUGGACCAAAACCAAUUCCUAGCCAAACCAUUGGACCUCGAACUACAUUCAAUUUUGGAAGCAAAAAUAUGCCAGGAAUUCCAUUUACCGAAAACAUGGGACCAAGUCAGCAAAAGAAUUCUGGUUUUCGUCGAAGCGAUGAUAUGUUUACUUUCCAUGGUCCAGGGAAAUCAAUAUUUGGAACACCCACUCCAGAGUUGGCAAACAAGAAUCAUGAAACGGAUGGAGGAAGUGCCCAUGGUGAUGAUGAUGAUGAUGGCCCUCACUUUGAGCCUGUGGUACCUCUUCCUGAUAAGAUUGAAGUAAAAACUGGAGAAGAAGAUGAAGAAGAAUUCUUUUGCAAUCGUGCAAAAUUGUUCCGUUUUGAUGGAGAAUCAAAAGAAUGGAAGGAACGUGGGAUUGGCAAUGUAAAAAUACUAAGGCAUAAAACAUCUGGCAAAAUUCGCCUUCUAAUGAGACGAGAGCAAGUACUGAAAAUCUGUGCAAAUCAUUACAUCAGUCCAGAUAUGAAACUGACACCAAAUGCUGGAUCAGACCGAUCUUUUGUAUGGCAUGCCCUUGAUUAUGCAGAUGAGCUGCCCAAACCAGAACAACUUGCUAUUAGAUUUAAAACUCCUGAGGAAGCAGCACUUUUUAAGUGCAAGUUUGAAGAGGCCCAGAGCAUUUUAAAAGCCAUAGGAACAAAUGUAGCCACAGCUCCAAAUCAGACUGUCAGAAUGGCAAAAGAACCCACAAGUCAUGAUAACAAGGAUAUUUGCAAAUCUGACGCUGGAAACAUGAAUUUUGAAUUUCAAGUUGCAAAGAAAGAAGGGUCUUGGUGGCAUUGUAACAGCUGCUCAUUAAAGAAUGCUGCAACUGCUAAGAAAUGUGUAUCAUGCCAAAAUCUAAACCCAAGCAAUAAAGAGCUUGUUGGCCCACCAUUACUUGAAACUGGUUUUGCUCCUAAAACUGGCCCAGAGAAUGCUCAAGACAGAUUUGCAUUGAUGACUCCAAAGAAAGAAGGCCACUGGGAUUGCAGUAUUUGUUUAGUAAGAAAUGAACCUACUGUAACUAGGUGCAUUGCAUGCCAGAAUACAAAAUCUGCUAACAAAAGUGGAUCUUCAUUUGUUCAUCAACCUUCCUUUAAAUUCGGCCAGGGAGAUCUUCCUAAGUCUGUUAACAGUGAUUUCAGAUCUGUUUUUUCUACAAAGGAGGGACAGUGGGAUUGUGGUAUAUGUUCAGUGCACAAUGAGGGAAGCUCUACAAAAUGUGUUGCUUGUCAGAAUCCGAGAAAACAAAGUCUACCUAUUACUUCUGUUUCAGCACCUGCCUCUUUUAAGUUUGGUACUUCAGAGAUAAGUAAAACUCCAAAGAGUGGAUUUGAGGACAUGUUUGCCAAGAAGGAAGGACAGUGGGAUUGCAGUUCAUGCUUAGUGCGAAAUGAAGCAAAUGCUACAAAAUGUGUUGCUUGUCAGAAUCCAAGUAAACCAAGUCCAUCUACUUCUGCUGUUCCAGCUCCUGCCUCUUUUAAGUUUGGUACUUCAGAGACAAACAAGACUCCAAAGAGUGGGUUUGAAGGAAUGUUCACCAAGAAGGAAGGACAGUGGGAUUGUAGUGUGUGCUUCGUAAGAAAUGAAGCCAGUGCCACCAAAUGUGUUGCUUGUCAGAAUCCAAGUAAACAGAAUCAGUCUACUUUUGCUCCUUCAGCACCUGCCUCUUCAGAGACAAGCAAGGGUCCGAAGAGUGGGUUUGAGGGAAUGUUCACCAAGAAGGAAGGACAGUGGGAUUGCAGUUCAUGCUUGGUAAGAAAUGAAGCCAGUGCCACCAAAUGUGUUGCUUGUCAGAAUCCAGGUAAACAGAAUCAGUCUACUUUUGCUCCUUCAGCACCGGCCUCUUCAGAGAUAAGCAAGGCUCCAAAGAGUGGGUUUGAGGGAAUGUUCACCAAGAAGGAAGGACAGUGGGAUUGCAGUUCAUGCUUGGUAAGAAAUGAAGCCAGUGCCACCAAAUGUGUUGCUUGUCAGAAUCCAAGUAAACAGAAUCAGUCUACUUUUGCUCCUUCAGCACCGGCCUCUUCAGAGACAAGCAAGGGUCCAAAGAGUGGGUUUGAGGGAAUGUUCACCAAGAAGGAAGGACAGUGGGAUUGCAGUUCAUGCUUGGUAAGAAAUGAAGCCAGUGCCACCAAAUGUGUUGCUUGUCAGAAUCCAAGUAAACAGAGUCAGCCUACUUCAGCUAUUUCAGCACCUGCCUCUUCAGAGAUAAGCAAGGCUCCAAAGAGUGGAUUUGAAGGAGUGUUCACCAAAAAGGAAGGGCAGUGGGAUUGUGGUGUUUGCUUUGUACAAAAUGAGAGUUCUUCUUUAAAAUGUGUGGCUUGUGAUUCCUCCAAACCGACUGAUAAAUCUGUUGCAGAAGUUCCUUCAGCUUUCACAUUGGGCUCAAAAACAAAGUUAAAUGACUCUUCUGGAAGUCAGGUGGGAACAGGAUUUAAAAGUAACUUUUCAGAAAAAGCUUUUAAAUUUGGCAGCAAAGAGCAAGGCUUUAAAUUUGGGCAUGUGGAUCAAGUAAAUAUACCUUCAUUUACAUUUCAGGGUUCUUCUAAUACAGAAUCCAAGUCAACAAAAGAAGGAUUUAGUUUUUCCAUUCCUUCGUCUGCUGAUGGAUUUAAAUUUGGCAUUCAGGAACCAGGAAAUCAAGAGAAGAAGAGUGAAAAGCACCUUGAAAAUGACACUGGUGUCCACGCUCAGGAUGUUAGUAGCCAAAAGAAUGGUAAUGGUGUGAUUUUUGGUCAAACAGGUAGCACUUUUACCUUUGCAGAUCUUGCAAAAUCAACUUCAGGAGAAGGAUUUCAAUUUGGCAAAAAAGACCCUAAUUUCAAGGGAUUUUCAGGUGCUGGAGAAAAAUUAUUCUCAUCACAGAGUGGUAAAGUGGCUGAUAAAGCCAACACUUCUGCUGACCUUGAGAAAGAUGAUGAUGCCUAUAAAACUGAGGACAGUGAUGAUAUUCAUUUUGAACCAGUAGUUCAAAUGCCUGAAAAAGUGGAACUUGUAACAGGCGAAGAAGAUGAAAAGGUUCUGUAUUCACAGCGGGUAAAAUUAUUUAGAUUUGAUGCUGAGAUAAGUCAGUGGAAAGAAAGGGGUUUGGGAAACUUAAAAAUUCUCAAAAAUGAGGUGAAUGGCAAACUACGAAUGCUGAUGCGGAGAGAACAAGUGCUAAAAGUGUGUGCUAAUCAUUGGAUAACAACUACAAUGAACCUGAAACCUCUCUCUGGAUCAGAUAGAGCAUGGAUGUGGUUAGCUAGUGAUUUCUCUGAUGGUGAUGCCAAACUAGAGCAGUUGGCAGCAAAAUUUAAAACACCAGAGCUGGCUGAAGAAUUCAAGCAGAAAUUUGAGGAGUGCCAGCGACUUCUGUUAGAUAUACCACUUCAGACUCCCCAUAAACUUGUAGAUACUGGCAGAGCUGCCAAAUUAAUACAGAGAGCUGAAGAAAUGAAGAGUGGACUGAAAGAUUUCAAAACAUUUUUGACAAAUGAUCAAACAAAAGUUACUGAUGAAGAGAAUAAGAGUUUAGGUACAGGUGUUGCCAGUGCUUCAGACACAACAAUCAAGCCAAAUCCUGAAAACACUGGGCCCUCAUUGGAAUGGGAUAACUAUGAUUUAAGGGAAGAUGCUUUGGAUGAUAGUGUUAGUAGUAGCUCAGUACAUGCGUCUCCAUUGGCAAGCAGCCCCGUGAGAAAAAAUCUUUUCCGCUUUGGUGAGUCAACAACAGGAUUUAAUUUCAGUUUUAAAUCUGCUUUGAGUCCAUCUAAGUCUCCUGCCAAGUUGAAUCAGAGUGGAACUUCAGUCGGCACUGAUGAAGAAUCUGAUGUUCCUCAAGAAGAAGAGAGAGAUGGACAGUACUUUGAACCUGUUGUACCUUUACCUGAUCUAGUCGAAGUAUCCAGUGGUGAGGAAAAUGAACAAGUUGUUUUUAGUCACAGGGCAAAACUCUACAGAUAUGAUAAAGAUGUUGGUCAGUGGAAAGAAAGGGGCAUCGGCGAUAUAAAGAUUUUACAGAAUUACGAUAACAAGCAAGUUCGUAUAGUGAUGAGAAGGGACCAGGUACUAAAACUUUGUGCCAAUCACAGAAUAACGCCAGACAUGACUUUGCAAAAUAUGAAAGGGACAGAAAGAGUGUGGGUGUGGACUGCAUGUGAUUUUGCAGAUGGAGAAAGAAAAGUAGAACAUUUAGCUGUCCGUUUUAAACUACAGGAUGUUGCAGACUCCUUUAAGAAAAUUUUUGAUGAAGCAAAAACAGCCCAAGAAAAAGAUUCUUUGAUAACACCUCAUGUUUCUCGUUCAAGCACUCCCAGAGAGUCGCCAUGUGGCAAAAUUGCUGUAGCUGUACUAGAAGAAACCACAAGAGAGAGGACAGAUUUAAUUCAGGGUGACAGUGUAACAGAUGCAACUUCAGAAGUUGGAGAAGUUUCUAGCACAUCUGAAACAACAAAAGCAGUGGUUUCUCCUCCAAAGUUUGUAUUUGGUUCAGAGUCUGUUAAAAGCAUUUUUAGUAGUGAAAAGUCAAAACCAUUUGCAUUUGGCAACAGUUCAGCCACUGGGUCUCUGUUUGGAUUUAGUUUUAAGGCACCUUUGAAAAAUAGCAACAGUGGAACUAGUUCAGUAGUCCAGAGUGGAUCUGAAAGAAAAGUGGAACCUAACGAAUGUGAGCUGUCAAAGAACACUGAUACCAAACAAUCUUCUGAAGGCAAAGUCAAGAAUCUCUUUGCUUCCUUUCCAAAGGAAGAGUCCUCCAUUAAUUACACAUUUAAAACACCAGAAAAGGCAAAAGAGAAGGAAAAACCUGAAGAUCCUCCCUCAGAUGACGAAGUUCUCAUUGUGUAUGAACUAACUCCAACUGCUGAGCAAAGAGCCCUUGCAACCAAACUUAAACUUCCUUCAACUUUCUUCUGCUAUAAGAAUAGACCAGAUUAUGUUAGUGAAGAAGAGGAGGAUGAUGAAGAUUUCGAAACAGCUGUCAAGAAACUUAAUGGAAAACUAUAUCUGGAUGACUCGGAAAAAUGUUGGCCAUUGGAAGAAAAUCUAACCGAUAAUGAGAAGGAUUGUGUUAUUGUUUGGGAAAAGAAACCAACAGUUGAAGAGAAGGCAAAAGCAGAUACAUUAAAACUUCCACCUACAUUUUUCUGUGGAGUCUACAGUGAUACUGAUGAAGACACUGGAAAUGGGGAAGACUUUCAGUCAGAGCUGCAAAAAGUUCAGGAAGCUCAAAAAUCUCAGAGUGAAGAAAUAACUGGCACAGCCAACAGUGUGUGUACAGGUGGCACUGAAAUGACAGUACCUUUUUUCUGUAAAUCUGAAGAACCCGGUUCUAUUACCAAAUCUCUUAGUUCACCACCUAUUUCCUCUGGAACUGCAGAGAAGCCUGUAGAUUUGUCUACUAGAAAGGAAAUUGAUGCAGAGUCUACAAGCCAAGUGGAAAGCAAAACAGUUUCAUUUGGAUUUGGAAGUAGCACAGGGCUGUCAUUUGCAGACUUGGCUUCCAGUAAUUCUGGGGAUUUUGCUUUUGGUUCUAAAGAUAAAAAUUUCCAGUGGGCAAAUACCGGAGCAGCUGUGUUUGGAACACAGUCAACCAGUAAAGUUGGUGAAGAUGAAGAUGGUAGUGAUGAAGAAGUAGUUCAUAAUGAAGAUAUCCAUUUUGAACCAAUAGUGUCAUUACCAGAGGUAGAAGUAAAAUCUGGAGAAGAAGAUGAAGAAAUUUUGUUUAAAGAGAGAGCCAAACUUUAUAGAUGGGAUCGGGAUGUCAGUCAGUGGAAGGAGCGUGGUGUUGGAGAUAUAAAGAUUCUUUGGCAUACAAUGAAGAAUUACUAUCGGAUCCUAAUGAGAAGAGACCAGGUCUUUAAAGUGUGUGCAAACCAUGUUAUUACCAAAACAAUGGAAUUAAAGCCCUUAAAUGUUUCGAAUAAUGCUUUGGUUUGGACUGCCUCAGAUUAUGCUGAUGGUGAAGCAAAAGUGGAACAGCUUGCAGUGAGAUUUAAAACUAAAGAAAUGGCUGAUUGUUUUAAGAAAAAAUUUGAAGAAUGUCAACAGAACUUACUGAAACUCCAGAAAGGACAUGUGUCACUGGCGGCAGAAUUAUCAAAGGAGACCAAUCCUUUGGUGUUUUUUGACGUUUGCGCAGAUGGUGAACCUCUAGGACGUAUAACCAUGGAAUUAUUUUCAAACAUUGUUCCUCAAACUGCUGAGAACUUCAGAGCACUGUGCACUGGAGAGAAGGGCUUUGGUUUCAAGAACUCCAUUUUUCACAGAGUAAUUCCAGAUUUUGUUUGCCAAGGGGGAGAUAUCACCAAACAUGAUGGAACAGGAGGACAGUCCAUUUAUGGAGACAAAUUUGAAGAUGAAAAUUUUGAUGUGAAACAUACUGGUCCUGGGUUACUAUCCAUGGCCAAUCGAGGCCGGGAUACCAAUAAUUCUCAAUUUUUUAUAACACUGAAAAAAGCAGAACAUUUGGACUUUAAGCAUGUAGUGUUUGGGUUUGUUAAGGACGGCAUGGAUACUGUCAAAAAGAUUGAAUCAUUUGGUUCUCCUAAAGGAUCUGUUAGUCGAAGAAUAAGUAUCACAGAAUGUGGACAGAUAUAAAAUCAUUGUUUUUCAUUGUAAAUUUUUUCUGUAUAAGCAGUUGGAUUGAAGCUUAGCUGUUACAGACAAUGUGGUAAUUAUGUUCAGCUUUUGAAAAUGGACAUUUCUGCUGUAUAAAUGUAAAAUUGCAGCUUAUAGCUGUUGUCACUUUUUAAUGUGUUAUAAUUGACCUUGCAUGGUGUGAAAUAAAAGUUUAAACACUGGU
Messenger RNA from Propithecus coquereli (Coquerel's sifaka), 9983 nucleotides. RefSeq names its product RAN binding protein 2 (gene RANBP2). The coding region runs from base 113 to 9778 and encodes 3221 amino acids. Gene Ontology annotation, cellular component: cytoplasm; nuclear pore. The record is from RefSeq and is a predicted model, not a curated record. The transcript is spliced from 28 exons. Lineage: Eukaryota; Metazoa; Chordata; Mammalia; Primates; Indriidae. Gene Ontology annotation, molecular function: peptidyl-prolyl cis-trans isomerase activity; protein binding; GTPase activator activity. Gene Ontology annotation, biological process: NLS-bearing protein import into nucleus; protein peptidyl-prolyl isomerization; protein folding.